UGCUCACUCUGAUUGCUUCCCCCAUCCUCCAUUACUGAACCGAUCGAGCCGCCCGUCUCAUUAUAUAUACCCUUUCUCUGCACUUGCGCAACCGCCACGCACUCCCCUGCAUUAAAAAGCUAGCAAGCUACUGUUCGCCGAGCUCUCUUCUACUUCCACAACUGCACCCAUAUCUAAUAACUCUGCAUAUAUAAUCGGACUGCAAGCAUGUCCAGCAGCCGGAGGUCACUCCCACGGCGCGCCGGGAGCUCGCUGUCGUCGAGGUCGAUCUCUGAGGACCAGAUCUCCGAGCUCCUGUCCAAGCUUCAGGCGCUGCUCCCGGAGUCUCAAACUCGCAAUGGCGCACAUAGGGGCUCGGCCUCGGCGGCGAGGGUGUUGCAGGACACGUGCAGCUACAUCAGGAGCCUGCACCAGGAGGUGGGCAACCUCAGCGAGACGCUCACCGAGCUGCUCUCCUCCGCCGAUGUCACCAGCGACCAGGCCGCCGUCAUUAGGAGCCUCCUCAUGUGAUCUCUGCCAAAGCUCGGCGUUAGAUCUCAGGCAUGCAUGCCUAGCUAGCUACCGUACGUUGCAGCAGGCCAGCAGCAACUUAGCUGCCCUGGCGCUGUCUAGCUAGCUACUAAACUGCUUUUAGCUGCUUAGUAUGUAGUGUGUAGUUCUUGUACUUCGAUGUAGUUUGCAUUGUGACUCUCUACUUCGUAAAACCGGUUUGAUAGUUAAUCCAAUAAGUUGGAUCUGCGAGGUUUUGCAAAUCAUGAUCACAGGUUUUAAUUAUAUAUAGAAGAUACUACUGCUACUCUACUACAACUAGGAUGGAGCUUCAUGUUGUUGUACUU
Messenger RNA from Phragmites australis (common reed), 836 nucleotides. RefSeq names its product transcription factor ILI1-like. Bases 208 to 510 code for a protein of 100 amino acids. The transcript has 2 exons. Gene Ontology annotation, biological process: regulation of growth; regulation of DNA-templated transcription. The record is from RefSeq and is a predicted model, not a curated record. Gene Ontology annotation, molecular function: protein dimerization activity. NCBI's taxonomy places the organism in Eukaryota, Viridiplantae, Streptophyta, Magnoliopsida, Poales, Poaceae.